This is a messenger RNA of Toxoplasma gondii ME49, 2670 nucleotides long. RefSeq lists its product as hypothetical. NCBI's taxonomy places the organism in Eukaryota, Apicomplexa, Conoidasida, Eucoccidiorida, Sarcocystidae. The coding region runs from base 102 to 2126 and encodes 674 amino acids. The record is from RefSeq and is a predicted model, not a curated record. The transcript has 9 exons.
AAUUCGAGGAAACCUCCACGCAGCCAUACCAUCCCAACCCAAGUCGUCAACCAUACCCCUGAUUGAGUGGCAAAGCAGAGUUUCUGUUCGUUCUUGUCAAAAUGAAGCGGAUUGCUCCUGUGCGCCCGGGUGGUGCGAAGGAAGGCGCGGCUUCGUCUCCAGCCCCACAAGCUUCUGCCUCGGUGGGCAAUCCUGGCUCUGCAGCUCUUUCGGAACAGCAGCAAACCCCCGGAGACAAGGAUCCGUCACCCAGUUUUUUGUCGAAUCAAAUCCGGGACAUAUUUGCAUCUUACGAGCAAUACAUCGACUACAAGUGCGACCACGUUGCCCUGAACGAGCGGGAGACAAGAUGGGACCCUGACUUCCUCAAUAAGGGAUCCGGCGCGCACAUGCAGCACAAGCACGCGGAGAAUGCGUCCAUGUUGCAGGAGCUUCUCAACGUGAAAAGGCAUCCUCUGAGCGACUUCUAUCCUCUUCCGCUAGAGGCCAUGAAACGCAGAUCAGACAGAGACGGCCCCCCAUACACUGAAGUCGAUUUCCUCGACCAACUGGGCUCCCUCUCAGACCCGCCAGAGGGCAGCCGCAAAACGAGGGCGGUCCUCGAAAUCGACAGCUACACGUCCAUUGUUGAGGCCGAGAGGGAGCAGCCGUUCCUCAUCGGCCUUCUUCAGCCCUUGCCUUCGGGCCUUGAGGUUGUUUUGUCAAUCGAUAACUGGAGAGUGAAGUGCAACUGCUCCACCGACGCCUUGCUGCUCAAGGGAGUCUUGCCGCCUCUCCCAGCCGGCCGCCACUUUCUCUCGAUCUGCACGCGGUCCGGCUACCCCCUCGCUCUCCUUCUUCGGUCUUCGCAGACAGACAAGAAAGACAGGAAGGACAAAGACGAGUUCAAACGAGUCUCACCUGUCUUCAACAUCCCCUUCGUCGUCGUGCGUGCUCCUCGGCGGCGUCAGGACCCCCCACUUUGCUACAGCACUCUCAAACCGCGACACGAAACCACUUUGCCCGCGACCGGCCCGUACACCACGGCGGAUCUCGACGCAUUGGUCGCGACCUCAGGCGUGAUGAUCGGAACCAAUCGCGUUGGAAUUCCGCGAACGCGAAAAAGCGGCUUAAUUGUCGGGCCCAACGGGCGCCUGGUGGCAGAACCUAAGGGCCAGGACUUCACAGCACGUCUUGCGGAGUGUCUAGACAGUGCGACGAAGCCGAAAAACGUCCCCGUGUUCGGCGACCCGGAGAUAGUUUUGGCCGAUUCAGCGUACACCUGUGACGUCCGGAUUCCUCUUCCUUUCAAGAUCUCGCUGUUCAACUCAUGCGCAGCGACGUCACGGCUCUCGAUUGCCUGUUUCCACUCUCGGGUCUUUGUGUUCGAGCCGUACGGCGUCUUGUCUGCUCACAUCUUCACGAAAUCUUGCUACAGCGACAUCUACACCAUUUUCGGUUUCACCCUCUCUCCAACUGAGGCAGCGCCUCACGCGUCCGCUUCAUUUCGCAAUCGAGCUCGGGCCUCGUACAUUCCAGGCCUUGACCGAUUUGAGGCAACAGAACGUCUGUGUGCAGACACGCGAUUCUGGCGUUACGUGGAUGGAUGCGUUCCGUGCAAAAACGACGUUGCAGCCAAGUUCAUGAUUGAAGACUUCGAGCGAGUGGAGUGUCCGGUGCCGCCUAUGCUCCGCCACGCGAGAAAUCCUUACGCGGAUUACCCCGAGGGCCUUGAAAUCGCCCCGGGAGUGUCGCUUUUUUUCGAGCCGUGGCCCGAAGACGUGUUGCCUGUUCCCAAGAGAUUCGCGGGAGAUGAAUUUCGUCCAGUCUCUACAGCCGCUGCUAUGCAAGCUGUUGAAGCGGUGUUGUCUCAGAAGGGCAAGGCGCCCGGAGCGUCGGCACCCAAAGAAGAAAGCAAAUCGUCUCGCGAGGGCCACAACUCGCUGAAAGUGGAACCGCAGUUCUUCUCUGUCACUCUCUGCGUCGGAAAAUACAUCUUCAACUCCGUCGUGGGCGUGGAAGCCAGUGUGCUCGAGUUCAUUGUCAACCGGUGGCUUCGUCUCGUGCCUGAAAAGAAGACGGCGACGAUCGCGACGGAACCCGCCGACUCAGGCAUAACCGAACAAGCCAUCAGCCGGAAACAGUAGUUACACAACCGCUUAACAUGCAUCUGCUUCUGUGAGUAUCUAGCCGUGUCUGCAGAUCUACGAAUGUGCAUACUUCUGUGUUUGGGGUUGCUGAAGAGGCGUGUAUUCCAGGACAUGUAUUAGGCGCAGGUGUAAAAACGAAACCAAGGACAGAGCCCAAAGAUCUCCUGUUCGUGCAGUAUUAUGAUUAGCCAUUCAGGCGCCCAACACAUUAAACAUCUUAGUACAUGGAGGAGUAGCAAUCAUAAUUUUCACAGCUGACCAGAAACUUCCUGACAAUAAGCAGUCAUCACGUGGUGGGUCUGGACGCGCAGCCCGCCUGCACUGUUCCAUGGAAAAGAGCUGAUUGGGACAUGACUUGGAAGCUUGCAUGAGGUUUUGCAUUGCUGUCGAGAAACAGACAGAGAGGGCGCCAAAAGCACGCCUGGCUUCUUCCGGAAAGUCUAAGAGUGUCAAGUUUUUUUCGCGUUUUCAUUUGAAGGCCAGGCACUCUUUAGUCGCUUAAGAUGGACAAAGGGAAAAAACAAACAGGAGGCGAUUUCGA